This is a messenger RNA of Ceraceosorus bombacis, 1226 nucleotides long. The record is from the annotation of a GenBank genome assembly. NCBI's taxonomy places the organism in Eukaryota, Fungi, Basidiomycota, Exobasidiomycetes, Ceraceosorales, Ceraceosoraceae.
AUGCACGCCUCACCCAUCGCCCUCUUCCUCUUCGCUUUCGCAUGCGCCUCUUCUUUGGCUCAGACGACAUCGCAGGAUCAAAGCGCUGCUGGCGCUAGCGACAGCGAUCUCACCAUCCUCAACCCUACGAGCGGGGCGACCUGGACUUCCAGGACUCAGACGCAGGUGUCGUGGAGCGGCACCGCGCCUGCCAAGUUCAACAUCCAGUGAGUCGUGCGUGCGUGCGUGCGUGCGUGCGUGCGUGCGUGCGUGCGUGCGAGAAGGCUGUGCUGGCGUAGGGCCCUGCUCUGCUGCGCGGGCUCACACCACCCCGCUUCUUCUUUCAUCAGGGUUCUGAAUGACAACAACAGGAUUCUGGCAAACGGCAUCUCAGUCGCCAACAAUGUCGACGCUUCCAAAGGUUCCGUCACGCUGACGCUCGGCGAUUAUGCUCGUGAGUCCGCACGCAAACACGCACCACACGCACACAAACAGGCGCUUUUGGCCUGUUCCAUCUGCCAAACUAUGCGCCGCUCGCCCCGCUCAACAUCAUCGCAUCUCCUCACCUUUUGUCUUGACAGCGGCCGACAAUUAUCAUGUCCGGUGAGAUGAGAGCUGCAAAGUGACUCUGCUUGAAGAGGAAGGGAAGGAGGGCACGGAGGGCAGCAUUGUAUUGUGCUCAUCUCAUCGCCCACGCUUGCUUCCACCGCGGCAGUUUCUACUCCGUCUCCAACAUCAGCACCGAGUAUGCGCGCUCUGGUCCCUUUAGGAUCCAAAGACCCGCACAUGGUACGGUGACCAGCAACAGUACGGGAUGGAGCCAAUCGGGCGGCGGCAACGCGAGCGCGGGUGCCAGUGCCGCUGCCGGUGCCGGUGCCGGUGCGAGCAGCGCCAAUUCGAGCACAUCCAACAACGGCAGCAACGGCACCGGUUCCACUUCCACCAACACCAACGCCAACGGAUCAAACGCUGCUACAGCCGCCAACAACGUCAACACCACAUCUUCUCGUCCGAGUGAGUAGGGCUCAGCACUCGUUUUGUCUCCACCCAUCAACCCUUGGCUUUUCGACGCGCGCCUAACGAGAGGGAAGUUUUCAUUUUUUAUUCCCACAUUUUCCUUGCCCACAGCGACUUCGCAAGGCAGCAGAGACGCCGCUGCUGCUGUGCGUACGAAGGAUGCCCAACUUUUGCUCGGCGUCACGGUGGCCUCGACAGCGUUGAUUGUGGCCUGCUUGAGCCUGCUCUGA